This is a messenger RNA of Condylostylus longicornis, 630 nucleotides long. RefSeq names its product synaptic vesicle glycoprotein 2A-like. Bases 1 to 630 code for a protein of 209 amino acids. The record is from RefSeq and is a predicted model, not a curated record. The transcript is spliced from 3 exons. Gene Ontology annotation, cellular component: membrane. Gene Ontology annotation, molecular function: transmembrane transporter activity. Lineage: Eukaryota; Metazoa; Arthropoda; Insecta; Diptera; Dolichopodidae. Gene Ontology annotation, biological process: transmembrane transport.
AUGAAUGAUAAAAAAAAAGAAAAACCCCCGAAUUUCGGAGAAGAUUUAGGGGCUUCUAAUAGAUUAAAUGAAAAUGAUACGAAUGAGAUGAAUAAAGAAUUUGAUUUGGAUCCAUUAGAUGAAUCAGACACAGAAUAUGAAUUAGCUUUGAAUGAAACUUUUUUUGGAAUAUUUAACUACCAUAUUUUAAUAUAUUGUGGAAUAAUUUAUGCCCAUUCAGCGAUAGGACUAACAUCUUUAUCCUUUGUUAUGCCAGCUGCUGUUAAUGAAUUUAAUUUAUCUUCAACAAAAAAAGGUUUAUUAGUUGCAAUACCAAUGAUUGGUAUGCUAUUCGGAUCAUACUUUUGGGGUUGCUUAGCAUCUACAAAAGGAAGAAAAAUAACAUUAUUUGUCAGUUUACUAAUGAAUGGAAUUUUUGAUAUAUUAUCCAUUUUUAUGCCAAAUUACAUAAGUUUUACUAUUACAAGAUUUUUUGUGGGGUUCGCAAUAUCGGGACCAAUGAACAUUUGUUUUCCAUUUUUAGGUGAAUUUCAACCAAUUGCAUAUAGAGAAAACAUUUUAUGUUGUUUAGAAUUUUUUUGGGUUUUAGGAAUUGUGAUACUACCAGGUUGUUCAAAUCAAAUUGCAUAA